This is a messenger RNA of Acipenser ruthenus (sterlet), 10745 nucleotides long. Its product is annotated as phosphatidylinositol phosphatase PTPRQ-like. Gene Ontology annotation, molecular function: protein binding; protein tyrosine phosphatase activity. Bases 243 to 10208 code for a protein of 3321 amino acids. Lineage: Eukaryota; Metazoa; Chordata; Actinopteri; Acipenseriformes; Acipenseridae. The record is from RefSeq and is a predicted model, not a curated record. Gene Ontology annotation, biological process: protein dephosphorylation. The transcript has 59 exons.
AAUGGCCAGAACAAAUUGUGGAGAGCAGAGAGGGGAGAGAGAGCACUUCUCAAAAGUGAAUGGAAGAAAGAAGUGUGAAAUAGAAAAUCACAUGCGUCCAUUGCAACUGUCUGUCUUCUCAGGAAACAGUGUAGAGUGGAAGAAGAAGAAGCAGCGCGCUAAAUUUGAAAAAUAAAACAAGUCAUCAAGUAACGGAAUAAAUCAUAGCAGGUUGCUCCUGGGUCACAUGCAUUACUGGAGGAAUGAAACACCGCUGCCAAAUGGACAAAGCAGUUCUUCUGCUACUUCUGUUAGAUUACUGUCUGCAGGUUGUAGAUUGUCUAAAGUGCCAGAAAACAUCAAGCCAUGCAACGCUUUUUGUUGAAUGGAAUGAUUUCCCCGAAGGAGAAAAAACAGAAUGUUAUUUAAUAACAUAUCAACUUAGCAACCAAACGCAUUUGCUGAAUGCUUCCGCUGUAUCUGGAUGUAUUCCGGAUUCCAGAGUCCUUAUCAGCGAAUUAGAGGAAAAUGAAGGGUACCUCAUUAUUUUAAAGGCAACAAGAAACAAAAACAUACUGGGCACAAAAUCCUUCAAUAUACGCACACUGUCAAGAAACAGUGUAAGAACAGUAACGACAAGCACCACUGGCUUUCUAAACUGGAGCGUGCCAGACUUUGAACCAACAGUUUCAGUUAAGCUUGAUAACAUUUCAUGGAUUGUACCCCAACAUGAAAAUGCAUAUACAUUGACUGAUUUAAAACCUGGUACCCUUUACAAUGUUUAUUUGGAUUUUCAAAAACAAAUCCAUGAAAACGUAAUCAAUGCCACUCAGAAACUACACUUCCUUCUUGAAACAGCUUCAUGUCCACAGGGAUGGGUCCCUUUUAAGAGUAGCUGCUAUAAGACUGGGAAAGGUAUUGAGCAAUGGAGUGCCGCACAGAAAUCCUGCGAGUUAUCAUUGCAGAGAGCCCAUCUCGCUGAUAUAGAAACUGAAGAGGAGUACCUGUUUAUAUCUUCCUACCUUAAGACCUUCAAUCACAUGAUCAUGCUUUGGAUUGGUCUCAAUGACAAACAGACAGAGGGGGAGCUUCGUUGGACAGAUGGAUCUGCUUAUAAUCUCGGGAAUGUCAUGACAUCAAAUUUGCCACACAACGAGACAGACUGCUAUGCCCUGCAAAUGAACGCCACUGGUCCCAACUACUUCUUCACUGGGUUUUUCUGCUAUAUUCCCUUACCGUAUCUUUGUGAAUAUGAAUUUCCAUCAGCACCUGAACAUUUUGGAUUUCAGCUGGAAGAUGUAAAGGAAACUGAGGUGUCUUUUGUAUGGAGUGGGUUACAAGACUGGAUGGAAGCUUUAGUGAAGUCUGACGUGAUCAUUCAAUAUCAAAUGAAGUUUUCUAGAGUGAAGCGACAGUCCAGGAUACUGCCGUCCAAUAUCACAAGGAUGACCAUUUCAGGACUGUCUCCUGGCAAUCUCUACCUGUUUUCACUUACAGUGACAAGUGCUGGUGGUGCAUCAAUAACUCUGGGCCCCAUUCUCUCAGCUGAAACUAGGCCCAAUCCACCACUAAACGCCGCAGUAAAGACAAUAACUUCAAGGGAGAUCCCUUUGUACUGGACUGCUCCAGAUAAGUCCCAAGAUGCAUCUUUUGACCACUACCUUAUUAGCUACGUGGAUGUACAGACCAAUAAAAAGGAAACUUUAGUUGUGGAAAACUACAAAACAUCUGCAGUUAUACCCAGCAUCAAGCCGUACCACCCUUACUGGAUUAGCAUACAAACUGUGACUGCAGCUGGCUUAGGGAGCUGUGUGGACGCAUCAAUAUCUGUAAUCACUGGUGUCAGCCCGCCCAACAGUGUUUCUAUAUACCUAGAAGAUGUGGGUGAAGAGAAUGUAACUUUGCAGUGGGAUCCACCACAAGAGCAGAUUGAUGAAUAUUAUAUCUUAGUGAGAUCAGUCACUAUUGGAGGUGACAGCAAAAACUACUCAGUAAACAACUCAAACAGUUUUGAACUUAGCAUGCUAACUCCUGGCAUGACAUAUGAGAUAGGGGUGGCUGCAGUUAGGAAUGGAAACAUGAGUGAGUUGAAGACUAUCCAACAGACUCUAAGGCCCAAAAGGGUUCAGAUUGUCGUUCCAUAUGAACUAAACACUCACUCAGUAGUGCUGUAUGUUCAGAAGCCUCAUGCGGGGAUAUAUGAUGGAAUUAAUGUCACUUACAAAGAGGGCAGCCAAAGAACCCCUGUGUCUGUAGGUGGUGAUACGAUAACCAUUGAAAACCUGACCCCUGGAACUGCAUAUGACUUCUUUGUGUACACUACAAGUGUAAACAUGGCCAGUGCGGCCUACCAGGUCCCAGCUGUGAAAACAUGCUUGGCUCCACCAACAAACGUCAGGGAAGGGAACACCUCAGAAACAUCAGUAGAGAUUGUAUGGGACAGAGCCGAGGGACACCUUCAGAAUUACGAAGCCAUCUGUGUUAACUGCGCCUCUACUUUUAUGGUGCAAAAGGUUUAUCAGGAGAGAGCAGUGUUUACACAUCUGGUCCCUGGCAAGAUAUAUACUUUUUCCAUAAGAAGUGAGAAGGAAAAAUACAAAGAUAGCAUACAGGUGUUCCAGAAAAUCCGAACAGUCCCAAGUCAAGUGGAGCGUUUGAAUCACAGUAAGAGCUCUGACACCAUAGCAGUCAGCUGGACACAAGCUCAGCAUGUAUUUGAUGGCUACAUUGUUUCCAUAACCAAUGGGAGUUUUCACAAGGAGAAAACCCUCUCCACUAAAGAGCCAAGAACAAAUGAGUUUGGCAGCCUUUCACCUGGGAGCAGCUAUAUAAUUAACGUGGUGACAACAAGUGGACAAAAGAGAAGCAUUCCAGCUAUCAUUAGUGUUACAACAUACCCUGACCCACCUCUGGAUGUCCAGUUUAUUGAGCAGGAUGAAAACUCUGUGUAUGUGUCCUGGAAACAACCCAGGGGACUUGUUGAUGGAUAUAAGCUCACCUACAGAUUGUCAACUGGAAAUGAAAUACUUUAUAAAACUACUUUAACCAGCAACAGCAUUCGAAUUCAAAACCUAACCCCUGGGAUGGAGUACAUAUUUCAAAUCCAGUCUUUAAAGGAAUCUGAAAGCAGUGUGGCUGUUACAAAAAGAGUUAUAGCACGACCAGCUGGGAUCUGUACCCUCUCACUGACAUCUGUGAGCACAACAAGAGCUGGAAUAACAUGGAAACCAAGCAGUGGAAACUUCAGCCAUUACAAACUCACACUUUCAAACUCUACUUUCAUACAAGAAUGGAAUGUUUCAAAGGACUGGCUGAAUUACACAGCCACAGACCUGGUGCCUGGAAGUGUCUACAAUAUUACAGUGCAGCGCGUUAGUGAAGGAGUUAAUGGGGUGCCUGCUUUUGUGACGGUGACUACAGUUCCUGAGAGACCACAAGAACUACAGGUCAUGAAUACGUCAUCAAGCAGUUUUUCUCUGCGUUGGAGAACACCUUACGGUCAUGUCGACAGAUACCAAGUGGAUCUCAUCCCAGACCAAGGUUUUGUUACUGUUACAGAACUUGGGGGUGGAGAACUGCAGGCUGAUGUCUCCAGUACGACCCCCGGACAGAGCUACACUGUUACAGUCUCUGCAGUUUCUGCAUCAGCAUUCAGCUCACCUGUUAGCAGAAUUGUAACAACAAAUGAAACAAAUCCAGGUGCUCCUUUAAAUCUAGAAGGAGAAAGAGUUGGGUCUACAGCUAUUCUGCUUUCCUGGACGGUACCCCCAGUUCUAAAUGGAAAAGUGUUAUCUUACAUAGUGCAAUACAAAGAAGUCUGCCCUUGGCCUGAAUCAGUCUUUAGCCAGGUGUUAACUCAUUCGGACAGUCCAGAAUUUCUUCUCAAUACUUUAAUCCCUGGAUCCACUUACAGCAUUAAGGUUGCUGCUGAGAACAGUGCUGGCAGUGGUCUUUUUAGCAGCUCAAUCCUUUUCAAAACUGCUGAAAGUGUACCUGGUCUCGUUACAAACCUCACAGCAUCCGCAUAUAACCACACAACUGUAAAAGUGACAUGGUUUUUACCAAGACGUCCCAACGGGCUUAUUACUAAGUUUCUUAUAAAUGUAAAACAUGCAAGAAGUGGUCAACUGGAAAGAAAAUUUGAAAUCAACGCAGAGGAGAUCAUGAAAGGAACACUACCUAACUGUCAUGAUGAUGCUGAAUUCUAUUCAGGGAGCACUCCCAGCCCCGCCACCUCAUCAGCCUCUCCUCCUCUGACUUCAGCCUUCUCAUCAAUGACUGCCUCAGCCUUGCCAGCACAGUUUUCCUGGACCAAGCCCAUCACCUUAAUAGUGGAACAGCUGAAAUCUUACACUGCAUACGUGUUUGAAGUGUCUGCAUUCACCAACGAAGGGGAAGGCCUAAUUGCAAGCUAUAUGGUCAGAAUGCCAGAGUCAGUUCCUGAAGAUCCACCCCAAAGCAUUGCAAUGUGGAACAUCACCUCAAAAUCUUUCACAAUUUCUUGGGAUCCUCCAACUGUUCAAACAGGAAAGUUCAACUACAGGAUCGAGCUGUACGGGCCAUCAGGUCACAUCUAUGACAACAGCACCAGGGACCUAAAAUUCACCUAUUCUGGUCUAACACCAUAUACAACAUAUACAGUGUUUGUUGGUGCUGAGACUUUUGCAGGGCCUGGACCAAAGACCAAUGUAACCCUCGUAACUCCAGCAGAAGCUCCCAGUGCAGUAAAUGAUUUGAAAGCAUUAGCAGUUGAUUCUACAUCUGUGAAGCUGUCAUGGAAAAGCCCACUGCAGCCAAAUGGAAUCAUUACCCAAUAUAGGAUUUUGGUUUUCAGAAAACCUCCGGGCAUUCUUGUGCAAAACAUUACACUCACAGGAAAAACAGAGGAUUUAAAUGACUCAACAUUAGUCAAUGACGGUAUGUUAAAGCCGCCUUCCAAGAAGGACACUGACAUACUAACUGACCCUUACGAAGGCUCGGCAGACUUAUUUUCAUCGUCCCAAUCGCCAGUUUCUUCAGUUACUCCACCCUACUCUUUAUCAGCUAAAAUACCCCUCCUCACUGACAGAAUGAGCACCACUACAGGGGUGUUGGAGAGAAGCAUGCUGUCAACCACACAAACCCCACUAACAGCCACACUGACACAGACCCCCUCGACUGCAGGGAGUUCAAGUGCAUGGUUAUAUAACACUGUCUAUUCACUGCCCUCCACUGGCUCCGGCACUACUCAGCUUACUGACUUCACAGCGCCAUCUGGAUCGUUACCUACAGAAACUCUGCCACCGCAGCGAGGAGCCAUGAGAUCAGUUAUUACAGUUGUCAAGGCAGGUGGGGCAGCCGAGGCUUCUUCUCUACACUCAGGUCCCACACAGCCUCCCGCUUCCCCGAGAGCUCUGGGUAACGGCUUUCCAAAUGUCACUGGAGCAGAAUCUACAAGUGUCCUGGUCACCAAUCUCUCUGCAGAACAGAUGUCACAUGUUAUUAAGACCCUGAUUCCUUUCACUGAGUACGUGUUUAGUGUAGCUGCAUCUACCGAUGUUGGAGAAGGGCCAUCUACCAAUAUCAGUGUGAAAACAAGGGAACAAGUGCCAAGUUCGGUUCAAGGAGUUUAUUAUCAAAAUAUAACUUCAACCUCAAUCCUGGUGUCUUGGAAACCACCUACCAACCCCAAUGGCAAGAUUACACAUUUUACAGUGUACGGAAUGGAGUUGCUCACUAAGGAAGCCUUUCACAAAGUCACCAAUGAAACCAGUAUCAUCAUAUCAGGACUGAAGAAGUAUACAGAGUACAAACUGCGAGUAGCUGCAUCUACUGGUGUGGGUGAAAGCUCACUGUCUGAAGAAGAUGACAUCUUUGCAAGAACCAUGGAAGACGAACCAGAAUCUGCUCCUCAAAACCUCACUGUUCAACAUGUCACAGCAUCUACUGCUGUCAUAAGCUGGUUACCCCCAGAAAAGCCCAAUGGCAUUAUUACAUAUUACAAAGUUACUUAUGCUGUUGACACAGACUUCCAUACAGAGAACAGCACAACGACAACCGUUACGCUUCAGAACCUGAAACCACAUUCAGUCUAUAACAUCUCUAUAAGAGCAUAUACCAAAUAUGGGGAUGGAAACCAAACGUCCUCAGUGUUGAAGGUGUUGACUGGUGAAGACGCUCCUGGCAGUCCACCAUUUAAUUUGACAUAUGAGAGUAUUAGUUCCACCAAGGUUGAAGUUUCAUGGAUAUCCCCACUGCAUGCCAAUGGCAUUAUAUUAUCUUACACUAUAGAAUACUGGAAUGCAUCCCACUCUCUCAACAUCAGCAGUAAUAGAACUACAGCGAUCUUAUCCAACCUGAGGAAAUAUACACAAUACUGGGUAACAGUGUCGGCUAACACAAAGUUUGGAAAUGGAAACCAGACCAGUGACAUUUUAAAUGUGACAACUUUGGAAGAUGUUCCAGGUGGAUCUGUACACAAUCUCACCUACCAAAAUCUUUCGUCAACAACGGUAAAUGUAAGUUGGUUCCCACCAACUUCCCCAAACGGGAAAUUGUUUUACCAUGUUUCUCUGUGGAGCCCUCAGAUGGCCAUUCCUAUAUCAGAGGUCACUACCAAUAAAACAGACUUAUUGAUUGAGGAUCUCCAGAAGUAUACAGGCUACAUUUUGAAAGUUACUCCCGCAACAGCUGCAGGCUUCUCUGAAAAUACAACAGCAACCUUAUACAUCACAACCGACGAAGACACACCAGAAACACCUCCAGUGAUCACCACAUAUAAAAACCUCACUGCAUCCUCUAUCCAACUCUUCUGGAACCCCCCUGCCCAGCCAAAUGGAAACAUAUUAUUGUACAACCUAGUGAUCCAUGGACCAACAGGCACCAAUUCCUCCAGUACCUCACAUACAAGCCUGAUUUUGUCAGGUCUUUUGCCGUCCACAACUUACAAUGUGUCAAUUAAUGCAGAGACAAGUAAAGGUCCAGGCCCUUCAGCUACACAGCUGCUGUACACAGAUGAAACAGAACCAUCCGCUUCUCCACAAAACUUGGUAAUGGUUAACCACACAGCAGAUACAGUUUGGUUAAGAUGGGAUCCUAGUCCUGAACCAAAUGGAGUUGUGCAGAUCUACAGUUUCAAAAUAUUUGAAAACAACAGCCAAACAAUAUCAUAUAAGAAUACAUCAGGACUCUUCACAGACGCACAACUAACAGGAUUUAAACCUCAUAGCGUCUACCUAAUUAGUGUCUCAGCAUUCACGAAAGCUGGGAAUGGAAAUCUGUUCAGUAACUCUGUCAGUUUUUCAACAAACCAGUCAGUUCCAGAUGCGGUUCAAAAUCUGCGCUGCAUUGGGACAAGCUGGCAAUCUGUUCUGAUCCAGUGGGAUCCCCCAGCUAAUUCAAAUGGAAUAAUCACCCAUUAUAUUGUACAGUUUGGAGGUGAUGCCCAGGAAUUAAAGCCAACUGACCAUGUGUACACUGUUCGAGGACUGCUGGCAAAUACCACUUAUACAUUUCGUGUAAUAGCUGCCACAUCUGCUGGCAUAGGACAAGACCAGACAUGCUUUGCUGAGACAUUACCAGAAUCAGUCCCAAGUGCUCCUAAGGAUCUAAAUAUAACCAAAAUUCAGUCAUCAAGUGUCACCUUAAGUUGGACCCGACCAGACGUGGUGCCAGGCUACCUGCAGAAUUACCGGAUUGUGGGGCAGCUGCUGUCUAUGCUGUGUAACAACUGGAACACCAGUGGAUGUAUCGAGAAUAAAGUAGUCCAAUACGUCUCCGGGACAGACGAUUCUCUGGAGACAAGCAUAUACUCUCUAUUGAAAUUCAGGCGAUAUAGGUUCAGUGUUGCUGCUAGCACUAAUGCAGGCUAUGGCAAUUCAACAGACUGGAUCUCUACAAACACUUUGCCAGGCAACCCUGACACUCCUCCUCAGAAUGUAACUGCGGUCUCAAGAUCCUACCAUACCAUUGAUAUCAGUUGGAGGGCCCCUGAGGUCGUUACUGGCCCUACAGCCUAUCUAAUAGAUGUGACUUCAGUAGACAGUCAAGACUAUAAUAGGACCUUCAUGAAAAGAGAUGAGGAAAGUAAAAAUAUUGAACUCUCCGACUUAACCCAGUUUACAAGGUAUUCUGUAAUAGUGAUAGCAUUCACUGGAGAUGUUAACGAAGCCCGGAUCUAUGGAAAAGCCAGUGCUCCUGUGAUUGUCACAACACUACAGGACACACCUAAAGACCCACCGAAAAACGUGACUCUUCAAAAGAUACCAGAUGACGUGACCAAAGUCUAUGUGAUGUUCUCACCUCCAUCUGAGCCUAAUGGCGAUAUUCAGUUCUACCGGGCAGUGGUUUAUAAAGAAGAGGAUCCUACUGACAUAGAAAUUUUGGACCUCAGAAUUAUCGAAAAUAAUACCGACUCGUUGACUGCUGUCAUAGAGGGGCUGAAGGGAGGGCACACCUAUAAUAUAAGUGUAUAUGCUGUCAAUGGAGCUGGUCCAGGUCCCAAGACAGAGCUCAAAAUAACCAUGGACAUCCAAGCACCACCAGAGUCCAGCAUGAUUCCAGUCCCUGCCUAUGAUAAACAUGGAGCCGUGAUCAUAACUGCUAGAACAAUGACAAUCCAGAUGCCUGUCUGUUUCUUCAGUGAUAGCCAUGGGCCAAUUGAAAAAAUACAAGUUAUCAUUGCAGAAGCAAAAGUCAGGAAUGAUGGCAACAUUACCACUUGGAAGGAUGCUUACUUCAAUAAACCAAGACCUUACUUCUCUAAUAAAGGCUUUGAAAACCCUCCCUGCACUGAAAGGAUGAAGAGACAGACUACCUCAGUUGGCACAUAUGUUUUAGGAGCUGAAGAUACAUGCAUGUCAGAAGGAAACGAAGAGCGGUUCUGUAAUGGCCCUCUUAAGCCGAAAAAAGAUUAUGUAUUCAAAUUCAGAGCAACAAAUUUUAAAGGCCAAUAUACUGAUUCAGUGUAUUCCAAGAUUGUUACAACUGCAGGGGAGGGGUUGUCCAGUCGAACCGUGGAAAUAAUCUUGGCUGUGGCUUUAUGCGUGCUUUCAGUAAUCCUUCUGGGGGCUGCAAUAUAUGCUUUUGCAAGAAUCAGGCAAAAGCAGAAAGAAGGAGGAACCUAUUCUCCACGGGAUGCUGAAACCAUUGACACCAAAUUCAAGCUCGACCAGCUGAUAACAGUAGCAGACCUGGAACUGAAGGAAGAGAAAUUAACACGAUAUUCAUCAUUUUUCUUUAGACGGAAGGAAAUAUUUGUCAUCCAGCUUCUGAGUUAUAGAAAGUCACUCAAACCUGUAAACAAGAAAUCUUUUCUACAGCACGUUGAAGAUCUCUGUUCUAACGACAACGUAAAGUUUCAGGAGGAAUUCUCGGAACUUCCAAAACUGCUUCAGGACCUUGCAACAUCAGAUGCCGACCUCCCUUGGAACCGAUCCAAGAAUCGUUUCACUAAUAUCAAGCCGUAUAACAACAACAGAGUAAAGCUGAUCUCUGAAGCCGGUGUGCCUGGAUCAGAUUACAUCAAUGCCAGUUAUGUGUCAGGCUAUCUUUGUCCAAACGAGUUUAUUGCCACUCAAGGUCCGUUGCCAGGCACCGUGGCUGAUUUUUGGAGGAUGAUCUGGGAGACAAGAACCAGAACGAUAGCCAUGCUGACGCAAUGUUUCGAGAAAGACAGGAUCAGAUGUCAUCAGUAUUGGCCUGAAGACAACAAGCCAGUGACUGUAUUUGGAGAUAUUGUGAUCACGAAACUAACUGAAGAUGUUCAUCCAGACUGGACCAUCCGGGACCUGAAAGUUGAAAGGCAUGGUGACUGCAUGGUGGUACGCCAUUUCAGUUUCACUUCUUGGCCAGAACACGGAGUUCCUGAAUCGAGCACAGCACUCAUUCAUUUUGUAAAACUAAUCCGUGUAAACAGAGCACAUGACAACACAACCAUUGCAGUGCAUUGCAGUGCCGGAGUCGGAAGGACGGGGGUGUUUAUUGGUUUAGAUCACCUUGUACAGCAUGUGAGCGACCAUGACUUUGUGGACAUCUAUGGCCUAGUUGCUGAACUGCGCAGUGAGCGAAUGUGCAUGGUUCAGAACUUGGCACAGUACAUGUUUCUUCACCAGUGCGCUCUGGAUCUGUUGUCAAGUAAGGGAAACAGCCAGUCUAUUUGGUUUGUAAAUUAUUCAGCACUUGAAAAGAUGGACUCUUUGGAAGCCAUGGAAGGUGACGUGGAGCUUGAAUGGGAGGAAACUACAAUGUAAUUUCUAUUUACAAGGAAGGUUGGCUUUGUUUUGGGUUAUUUAGGUUUUAAAAACCAGCAACAAAAAAAAGUAUGGACACAGGGGCCAAAUCUCUGCGAACAGACCUCCCCCUACCCUUCAUUCUGUCAUCACUGUGCCUUCAGUCUCUUCCCUCAGAUCACACAAGACAAUACAAGAUUAUCACAUCUUUUUUGCACGAAAAAAUAUUGUAUUUUAAAAUUGCAUAUAUUCUUGUACUGCUAAUUUAAAAUGUCUUUGUAUUUCUUACUUCUAAUUAUUGUAUUUCUUGGUAAGAUAAUGUGAGCCAAACAGGUUUUUGAGGCAGGUUUUUAUUGGAUUUUUGUUUGUUUGUUUGUUUGUUUGUUUGUUUGUUUGUUUGUUUGUUUGUUUGUGUGUCUGUGUAAAUUCCAGGGUGAAGAAUAUCAUGUAUUUCUGUUUGGAUGUAAUGUAAAGGCAAUAGUUCUUUUGGCCUCUAUGGUGUUGACAUUUUUUGUGGAUUACUUCCAGUGCUGUCACAAUAAACCAUAUUUAAGUGUA